Asterias rubens (European starfish) is the source of this 1488-nucleotide messenger RNA. Its product is annotated as transcriptional regulator Erg-like. Gene Ontology annotation, molecular function: sequence-specific DNA binding. The record is from RefSeq and is a predicted model, not a curated record. NCBI's taxonomy places the organism in Eukaryota, Metazoa, Echinodermata, Asteroidea, Forcipulatida, Asteriidae. The transcript is spliced from 7 exons. The coding region runs from base 1 to 1488 and encodes 495 amino acids.
AUGAGUGCAUCGGUUAAAGAGUGCAUCUCUGGUCACUAUAGGGGUCACUUCUGGUCUCAAGGGGAUACGUUUGGUGACUGUGGAAAGAUAUAUCCACCGGGGGAAUUUAUGGUCGAAUGGGGGCAUUUGUGGCCACUAGGGGGCACUUCUGGCAACCGGGGGCAUGUCUUGCCUUUAGGGAACACCUCUGGCCACCGGGACAAUGCCGAUAGGGGACUCCUCUCGCCAACUAAAAGUGAAGCCCUGUCCGUAGUGUCCGAAGACCAGUCCAUGUUUGAGAAUUCUUACCAGCACCACCACCAAGAGCCGCCCAAGCCUAUCGUGGUAUCUUCGGUAAGCCCCCACUCCUCGGCGUCUCUCCAGAGUGUGAUCCCCAAGCCCAGGCAGUCCCCCUCCCCGCAAGACCUCGCCGCUCCUCCCCAGUGGAACCAGUGCCGCCAGCAAGAGAUCCGUAUGAAGCAGGAACCGGACCACGUAGCCCACGGGCAUGAUGCCGGUACCAUCGGCCGUGUUGUGGAGGCUGAAUCCCCCUUGGAUUGUAGCGUGAGUAAGAGACAGCAACCUCAUGGGGCAAUGUCCGAGGCGUCCCAGGCGGCACCCCCUUACCCGUGCCCCCCUUACCCCGGAUCGGAGUCCGACCGGGCCCGCUCACCGCCACCCAAUGUCACCACCAAUGAAAAACGGGUCAUCGUGCCAGCUGACCCCAACACAUGGUCAACGGACCAUGUCCAACAGUGGGUACAAUGGACGGUCAGCGAAUACUCACUCCAGGAGGUCAUGGUGAACAGAUUCGACAUCGACGGCAAACAGUUGUGUAAGAUGACCAGAGAUGACUUCACAAGGUUGACCAGCUCCUACAACGCUGACGUAUUGCUCUCACACCUCAACUUCCUCAGACAAGCUCCACUGCCCAACCUUACGUCAGAUGACGUGGAUAAAGCCCUGCAGCCAUCCCCUCGUGCACCUCCGAGCUCACAAGCUACAAAUAUUGGAUCAGCCCAGCCAAUCACCGAGAAGAAAUACGUCACGUGCAAUGCAUCAAAUUACUACCCCGAACAAGUGCAGAAAGGGAGUGGAACUGCAUUUCCUUACCCAGUCAGCACACACGUGGACACAAACUCUCGGAUGCAGAGGACAGGCGGUUUUAUUACAACCCCGACCGCGGCUGCCUCUAUCUCGGUGUGUCUCAGCUUCAACGUAAGAUUGCCUGUGAGGAGCGAUCGGAGCUGGGCAAUUUCGCCAGGAAGAGGGCUCGUCAAAUCGGGAAAUGUUGAAGAGAGUAGGAAAGGAAGGAAGCUCGUCGUGGAAUUAAUUGCGGAGAAAUCUCUCCCUUCCUCGAUCAGCGACGUGCUUCGAGCUACAUCUCCUCUCGCUUGGCUGAGCGACGCACGCGCGUGCUGGGGAGAACCGGGCACCCCGGCCAUCAUCCUUCUCAGUCUCCAAGACGCAUGCGCAGCCCAUCCUCGUUCAAGUAUUAUCCAAACAUAA